AUGGGUGAAUCUUGGUUUCAGAGCGAGUUCCUCAACCCGAGAAGGCUUGUAUUCAAUGUCAUCUUCUACGGUAUCCAAUGCGCCCUUUUCGCUCUGGGUUGGUAUUUGCAAGUCACUGACACGAAGUUGGCUGCCCUCAAUGCUCUGACAUGGUCUGUCUGGACCUCGCGUGGUGCUGGUCUCACCCUCGCGUUUGAUGCUGGACUGCUCCUGGUCCCCAUGUUCCGCAAUAUCAUUCGUGUUGUUCGCCCUAAACUCGCAUGGCUCUUCCCCGCAGAUGAGAACAUCUGGUUCCAUAGACAGGUCGCAUACUCAAUGGCAUUUUGGGCGAUGGUGCAUACUACAGCACAUUAUGUCAACUUUUUCAACGUCGAACGCACUCAGGUCCGCCCAGAGUAUGCAUUGCAGAUUCAUUAUACCCAGGCUGGCGGUAUUACCGGCCAUUUCAUGCUUCUGAUCAUGGUCCUCAUGUAUGCCACUGCCCACCACAAGAUCCGCAACCAAUGUUUCGAAGCCUUUUGGUACACUCAUCACCUUGCCUUCUUCUUCUUCAUUGGCCUUUACACCCACGCCACCGGUUGCUUUGUCCGUGACUCCGCAAAUCCCGACUACAUCAGCAGUUUCCCCUUCUACUCUACGGAACACUGUCUUGGUUACGAGAGCUGGAGGUUCACUAUUUGGCCUGGUAUUAUUUACUUUGGCGAAAGGAUGUAUCGGGAGUAUCGUGCCCGGAGGGCAACAAGGCUGUCCAAAGUUCUUGUCCAUCCCAGUGGAGCUAUGGAACUUCGGAUCAUCAAACCUAGUUUCAAGUACACGGCGGGACAAUGGCUCUUCAUCCAGGUACCGGAAGUUUCCAGAUGGCAAUGGCAUCCUUUUACCAUCACUUCUGCUCCCGAAGACCCCUAUGUGUCCGUUCACAUUCGUCAGGUCGGUGAUUGGACCCACUCCCUAGGAGAGCGGCUUGGCUGCGGUCCAUCUGUGGUUGCCGCCAUGACAAAAGCCGCCAUGAAGGGUGUUGAAAAAGAUGAAAACGAGUAUGGCGGCACUCGUGGCGAAUAUGUCGAGCUCGAUUCCACCACUCUUUCCCCCCAACUUCCUCGAGUUAGAAUCGAUGGGCCUUAUGGCGCUCCUGCUGAGGACGUGUUUGACAAUGAGGUUGCUGUGCUAAUUGGCGCUGGCAUCGGUGUUACUCCCUUCGCGUCAAUUCUCAAACAUAUCUGGUAUCGUCAAAAGAAAGGCGACCUUGGCGCUCUCCGAAGGGUCGAAUUUUUCUGGGUUUGUCGUGACGCACCCUCGUUCGGCUGGUUCCAGAGCCUGUUGCAAGAGGUUGAGGAAGCUCAAGUUGAUCCAAAUUUCUUGCACAUCAAUAUCUACCUCACUCAAAAGAUCAAUGAAGAUAUGCUUUGGAACAUUGCUGUCAAUGAUGCUGGUGCCGAUUAUGAUCCUCUCACACUGCUUCGUACUCGCACCAUGUUUGGCCGCCCCGAUUGGAAGAGCAUCUACCGUAGGAUCAGGGAAGCAAUUGAGAUCGGUCAGUAUCUCCCUGGUAGCGGCGCACAAGUGAAGACCAAAGUCGGCACCUACUUCUGUGGCCCGGGUGUUCUCGCGAAAUCUAUCAAGGCAGCAACCCUUAUGCACAGUAGCAAUAAUGUCGAAUUCACAUUUGCCAAGGAGCACUUCUAG
Molecule: messenger RNA, 1683 nt
Organism: Suillus clintonianus
Lineage: Eukaryota; Fungi; Basidiomycota; Agaricomycetes; Boletales; Suillaceae
Product: ferric reductase NAD binding domain-containing protein
Exons: 8
Coding region: 1-1683 (560 amino acids)
Biological process (GO): defense response; superoxide anion generation
Cellular component (GO): plasma membrane; NADPH oxidase complex
Molecular function (GO): superoxide-generating NAD(P)H oxidase activity
Source: RefSeq, a predicted model, not a curated record